Messenger RNA from Cottoperca gobio, 3039 nucleotides. Its product is annotated as prospero homeobox protein 2-like. Lineage: Eukaryota; Metazoa; Chordata; Actinopteri; Perciformes; Bovichtidae. Gene Ontology annotation, cellular component: nucleus. The record is from RefSeq and is a predicted model, not a curated record. Gene Ontology annotation, biological process: regulation of transcription by RNA polymerase II. Gene Ontology annotation, molecular function: RNA polymerase II cis-regulatory region sequence-specific DNA binding; DNA-binding transcription factor activity, RNA polymerase II-specific.
AUGAAGGAGCGGUGCGGAAGCUGCACCCAGGCGCGAGGGCGGUCCGACUGGGACGAACCACUGCGGCUGGCCGGGGAGGGGGGUUUGGAGUAUCGGGGCUCCCAGCAGGAACACUACAAAUACUUGAGUCACUCCUCCUGCAGCUCCAGACCUGCAGCCUCCUCUGGUCCUUUCAACAGGCAACAGCCUGAUGUUUCUGUGUCCUUACGCAAGGACAGUGAGGACCUAAAAAUGCUAGCGGAGAGUGCUUAUUUCAGCAGUGGCGAUGCUGGUUCAAGUUUGAUCUGUUCCAGCCAACUGGAGCUCAGUCCAUCCAGAAACAGCACCACUGGACAUUUACCCACGAGAAGGCACCCAUCUCCUGCAUCCAGUUCCUGUGGUCACCAUGAUUGGAAUUUAAUCAGGGGCCAUCAAGCAAAGCGUGCCCGAGUAGAAAAUAUCAUCAAAGGCAUGACCAGCUCUCCUGGUAUGCACUGCACAGAUGUGAUGACAAUUCAGCACGAGGAGUCAGACAGUAUGCAGGAAAAUGAAAGGAUUCAAGAUCAGGAGCAUGUGGAAAAGAGUGGCUCUGGAAGCAAGACGGCAAGAAAGCAGCUGGAGAGUCAGCAUCAGCACCUCAGAACAAGCUUCAACCAUGUGGAUGGAGUUACCGACACUAAGGACGAGAAAUAUCCCACCUGGAACGAUUCUCCUGAAACAUCUCCAGGGGAUGCAUUUACAGAUUCAUACAGUGAGUUUGAGAGCAGCUCAAGUAGAAAAUCUCAAGGGUGGAAGAAGAUGAAGCUGAUGAACCACUUCCAAUCCAAACCUGAGAGAUUAAAGCUGAUGGCAGACGUUUUAAAGUACGAACUGUCCAGAGCCGUCAGUAGGAGCGUUGACUCUAUUUUCAAAAGCAUGCCACUUCUACAGACAAGCGACGAGGGGAGCGUCGAGACUGAUAUGCCUCUUCAGUCAUCAGCUGGUAAAGAUGAUAAAUUAAGACUUUCCUUCAGUGGAAAUGCAGAGGUGCAAGUUCCAGAUGUUCAAACCGAAGCUCUGUCUCUGGUCGUACAAAAGCCUCGACUGGAAAACAAGUUCAUCCUUGAGUCCAGAUCAAGAGCUCACCAUCGUACCAAACCUACAGUCCCCUUCGUUCAUGACCCCGCUGUGCGUGAAGAUCAGCCGUCAGAGAAGAAUCACAACGCUCCCCGUCAACAUGCCCUCAGCUGCUUGCAGGAUGGAUGCUCUGAGGUUGGUCAAGCGAAGUUUGACACACAUUGGAAUUCGAUCAAAGUGAGAUCGAAGGUCAACUCCAGGUCUGUCAGGAGCCCACAGACUCGCACUGUGUCGGUGGAUCCCUCGCUGUUGGAAAGCCUGCGUCUCCCUCAUGUGAAGAUUGAGUCCGAUUGCCUGGUGAAGAACAGCCUGUACAUGCUGAACGAGGGUCUGACCACAAAUCAUCUGAAGAAAGCAAAGCUCAUGUUCUUCUUCACCCGCUACCCGAGCUCCCUGGUGCUGAAGAUGUGUUUCCACGAUGUGCAGUUCACGCGCUGCAUCACCUCUCAGCUCAUCAAGUGGUUCAGUAACUUCAGGGAGUUUUUCUACAUCCAGAUGGAGAAGUUCGCCCGGCACGCUCUCGUAGAAGGAGUGUCCGACGUGAGGGGCCUGACUGUGGGGAGAGAAUCAGAACUUUUCAGAGCCCUCAACAUGCACUACAACAAAGCCAACGACUUCCAGGUCCCCGACAGUUUCUUGGAAGUCGCAGAGAUUACAUUAAGAGAAUUUUACAUUUCCAUUUCAAUGGGCAAAGAUCGUGAUCCAUCGUGGAAGAAAUCAAUCUACAAGGUGAUCUGUAAACUGGACAGGGACGUACCAGCUGAGUUCAAAGGUCAUCACUCUGGAUGAGAACCAAACAGAAGACAUUGUGUGCCACAGUGGUUACUGUCACGAUGUGGACUUACUCGUGCCUUGAUUAGCAAAGUAUUUAGUGUUUAAUGAAGAGCCCGCUGUAUUGUAAAACAGGUGAGUGAUGUACAUGCCCGCACAUAUCCAAUCUCCAUCACAUAUGGCAGACUGGUAAAAGACUUUACUGGCAGUUCUUGUCGCAUCAUGCGGUUGUUUGACAUCAUUUGUAUUUUGCUAUAUCAACCAUAUUAUAUAGCAAUAACACAUCUUGAAUCGGUGAAAUGUUUUCAAGUGCAACACGGUACACAUUUUCUGGUUUUUGAGAAGCAUUCUUAUUUAAUAAGCACAAAAAAAAGGUCCACACCACAUAAGAAAAAAAACAAUUUAAUAUUCAGCUGAGCUUAUUAUUGUCAUUCUGUCUGUAUGUACAGGAUACAUAAAAUGGAUAUUACAUGAAUUCUAAAAUGACUGAAUCAGUUACCCCACCCCCUUACACAUUAGAGCGGUCUCUCUUCCAUACUUACCAUGAAGAUCCAUCCACUUUCCAAAUGGUACACUGUGGCUGGCUGUCCACGGGGCAAAUCAAACAUGCUCUUCAUCAGAGGUUCUGUGUUCAGUCAUAACUUAGGAUCUGUGUUUUGUCUUCAGUCACUCCCGUAACAGCGUUGAUAUUCCAGAUGAAAAUUUCUCAUGAGUGAAAAUUCUUGGCUCUUUGCUUCACAAGUUUGUAAAUAUAAAAUGUAUAUUAAAAGCUGAAUUCACCUGCUUACAUAUUAACCAUGAUAAUCACGUUCAGUGAGACUGCAUUUGGUUUCUUUAAUACUAAUACUUUUUUUUAAAUGUAAUUAUCUUGGUGUCAACAGUAAGUGAGAACAAGGGUCAAACAGGAAAACUCUAGCACAUGUGUGAUUCUGUAUUGAACAAAACAACAACUGUUGAACCAAGCCGGUAUUUUGUGUAAAACAAUCUUUAACUUGUAGAUUGUCCACAUUUGCAGUCAGUUCUUAGCUGUUUCAAAGUUUAACUGGCUUGUGAGAUAGAUCAACAAUAAUAAAAGCAAUUUCCUUUGCAUUUUUCUUUCUCACCUUAAUUAUUAUGAUGGCUUUGAAAAAGCACAUUGGUGAUCAUCAUCAUAUUUAAAAAGUUGAAUUCAAA